Messenger RNA from Arvicola amphibius (Eurasian water vole), 6208 nucleotides. It is a transcript of the gene Klhl11, whose product is annotated as kelch like family member 11. The record is from RefSeq and is a predicted model, not a curated record. Lineage: Eukaryota; Metazoa; Chordata; Mammalia; Rodentia; Cricetidae. The transcript has 2 exons. The coding region runs from base 37 to 2157 and encodes 706 amino acids. Gene Ontology annotation, molecular function: protein binding.
UUCUGAAGCUCAGGGGCCCGUUGCGGCGGCGUCAAGAUGGCGGCGGCGGUGGCAGCGGCGGCCGCGGCGGCGGCCGCGGCGGCAUCUCUCCAGGUGCUGGAGAUGGAGAGCAUGGAUACUGUCGCCGCCGGUUCGGCGGUCCUGUCUGCCGACGUCCGAGGCAGUAGCGCUUUGGACUUCGGGCCCGGGAUCUCCGCCAUGGAGGCGAGCGGGGGCGAUCCAGGCCCAGAGGCCGAGGACUUCGAGUGCAGCACUCACUGCUCCGAGCUGUCCUGGCGGCAGAACGAGCAGCGGCGGCAGGGCCUGUUCUGCGACAUCACCCUGUGCUUCGGUGGGGCCGGAGGUCGCGAGUUCCGUGCCCACCGCUCGGUGCUGGCCGCCGCCACCGAGUACUUCACGCCCUUGCUCUCCGGCCAGUUUUCCGAGUCGCGCUCCGGCCGGGUGGAGAUGCGCAAGUGGAGCUCGGAGCCGGGACCCGAACCUGACACGGUGGAAGCCGUUAUCGAGUACAUGUACACCGGGCGCAUCCGAGUGAGCACCGGCAGCGUGCACGAGGUACUGGAGCUGGCCGACAGAUUCUUAUUGAUUCGUUUAAAAGAAUUUUGUGGAGAAUUUCUGAAGAAAAAACUUCAUCUCUCAAAUUGUGUGGCCAUUCAUAGUUUAGCCCACAUGUACACCCUAAGUCAGCUUGCUAUGAAAGCUGCAGAUAUGAUCCGGAGAAAUUUCUAUAAAGUCAUUCAGGAUGAAGAAUUUUAUACUUUACCGUUCCAUCUCAUUCGAGACUGGCUUUCGGAUUUGGAAAUUACCGUGGAUUCUGAAGAAGUUCUUUUUGAAACAGUUUUGAAGUGGGUUCAGAGAAAUGCUGAAGAGAGAGAGAGAUACUUUGAAGAACUUUUUAAAUUGCUCAGGUUGUCCCAGAUGAAACCCACCUACCUUACACGGCAUGUCAAACCAGAGCGUCUGGUGGCCAAUAAUGAAGUUUGUGUCAAGCUGGUGGCUGAUGCAGUGGAGAGGCAUGCACUCAGAGCAGAGAAUAUACAGUCUGGCACACUCCAGCAUCCCAUUUCCCAUGUCUCACUCUUACCUCGCUACGGACAAAACAUGGACGUAAUCAUGGUUAUUGGAGGUGUGUCAGAAGGAGGAGACUAUUUAAGUGAAUGUGUGGGAUAUUUUGUUGAUGAGGACAGAUGGGUAAAUCUGCCCCACAUUCAUAAUCACCUUGAUGGACAUGCUGUUGCAGUAACAGAAUCUUACGUGUAUGUUGCUGGCUCGAUGGAACCUGGCUUUGCUAAGACUGUAGAAAGGUACAACCCAAACUUGAAUACAUGGGAACACGUUUGUAGUCUGAUGACGAGAAAGCAUUCUUUUGGGCUAACAGAAGUCAAAGGGAAGCUGUAUAGCAUUGGAGGACAUGGCAAUUUUAGCCCCGGCUUUAAAGAUGUGACUGUUUACAAUCCCGAGCUUGAUAAAUGGCACAACUUAGAAUCGGCACCAAAGAUUCUUCGAGAUGUCAAAGCACUAGCUAUUGAAGACCGGUUUGUGUACAUUGCUGCCCGCACUCCUGUGGACCGGGACACCGAGGAUGGAUUGAAGGCUGUAAUUACUUGCUAUGAUACAGAGACUCGACAGUGGAAAGAUGUAGAAUCUUUACCACUUAUUGACAAUUACUGUUUUUUCCAGAUGUCUGUGGUCAAUUCAAACUUUUAUCAGACAGCAUCUUGCUGUCCCAAGAGUUAUUCUUUAGAAAACGAAGAGGCAGUAAGAAAAAUUGCCGGUCAGGUGUCUGAUGAGAUCCUUGAAAGCUUGCCUCCAGAAGUCUUGAGCAUCGAAGGAGCAGCCAUUUGCUAUUAUAAAGAAGAUGUCUUCAUUAUUGGAGGCUGGAAAAACAGCGAUGAUAUUGACAAACAGUAUCGGAAAGAGGCCUACCGGUACUGUGCUGAGAGAAAGAGGUGGAUGCUCCUUCCUCCCAUGCCUCAGCCCCGUUGUAGAGCCACCGCUUGUCACGUCAGGAUCCCCUACCGAUAUUUGCAUGGCACACAGAGAUACCCUAUGCCUCAAAAUUUAAUGUGGCAGAAGGACCGCAUCAGACAGAUGCAAGAGAUACACCGGCAUGCCCUGAACAUGCGGAGAGUGCCAAGUUCCCAAAUUGAAUGCUAAACUUGCCGACGUGUGCAGCUGGAAACUGUUCUCCCCAUCCCGUGGGGCUGGAGAUGCCUGGACUGUUACUUGGAAAAGUAUGUCAGUAACUUAUUUUCUACUUGGACUUAUUACCCUAUAACGGAAGAUAGUUAAAAAAAAACAAACAGGAAACUCAGUUUAGUGUGGUAAUUUUUGUUAACUUACAGUCCUGUCUUUAGUUUGUAUACUGACAAAUAAGAUCUUAUUAAAGAGAAGUGGGGGAAAGCAAGUCUAGUAACUUGGCCUUUUUUUCUGCCAACAACUGUAACUCCUUUGUUUUAGGGACCUAUAUUUUGGGCUUUAAGCACCAGUAUUAUUUGCACAUUUACUUUGAUAUUCCUUUACAUUUUGUGUAGAUUGUUUGUUUUCAGUGAUAUCAAUUUAUGCAUUAAGUUCUCAUCUGCAGGAGUCAUGUGCAAUAGUGAGACUGGAUCUGAAGGUAAAAGCACAAUGUUUCAGCAAGAUUGAUCUCAGAACGUUGGCGCUCACGUUUGUUGUAUGUGUUUAUAAAUGCUGUUUUGUUCCUUGGAAAGGGUGACCAAUGAGAAGUUUGUGAUUGACACAUCAUCUGGCUUUUGUUUCUGCCACAGCUAUUUGUAGACUUGAAGCCAUCAUUCUGAGAUGAGAAUUGGGGAGGUAUUAGUAUUUAGCUGAUUGACUAGAGAGGAAGUUACACAGGUGAAGUUUGUUUCUCUAAAAAAAGUGUUCAGUGUAGCUGAGAAAGCAAGUGAACAACAUUUUGAAACACUUUGAAGGGUUGUGACUGAGCUGAGGAGGAUGCAGCAUGCCCGUGACAAUCACACGUGAUGCCUUCAGUUCGUUUUUUGCUCCAUUGAAUAUUAUAUAGGGUCUUCAUCAGUUCUUUCCACAAGAAAAACUUUCAAAAUGGCAAGGAAAGUAAGAGUUUAGAAAAUACUCCUCUAAGAGAAGCCAUGUUAUUUCUGGCCCUUGAUUGUCAUAAUAUUGUACUGGAUUACCGUAGACUUUUACCAAAUCUGAGUACAUAGUUUUGGCUUUUAAAAAUUUAAGGCUUUCACAUAACACAUUUAAUAGGAAAAUGUCAAAAGGUUAAAUAAAGACUGUCAUCUUUCAGAAAAGGUUUUUAAUCUAUACAUAUUAUUAUUACUCUGCCUAAAGUAGUCGUAGUUUUUUUGAGACAGGGUCUCUCUAUUUAGCUGUGGCUGGCCUGGAGCUCACUAGGGUAGACUAGGCUUUGACCGUACAUAGAUCCUGAGGGGAAAGCUUCCAAUGAUAAGCUACAAUGAUACUGUACAUUUUUUCCAGUGAGUUGGGUUCCCCGCAUCCACUUCAGGCAGCUCACAAGCCUCUAUAACUCCACCUUCAGGGGAUCUAAUACCCAUGGCCUCUGUGGGGACCGCAUUCAUUCACAUGGACAUAUCCACAUGCAAACACAAACACCUAAUUAAUUAAAAAUUGGGUAUGGAAGUGCUCACCUGUGAUCUUAGCAUUUGGGAAGCAAAGGCAAGAAGAUUAGGAGUUCUGAGCCAGUCUAGUUAGUACACUUGUGAGACCCUGCCUCAAACUAACCAACAACAAAAGGGUAACUAAUAACAGUGCAUAAAUAAUAUAAAAUAAAGACUCUUGAUGGUUUGUAUUGUAAAUCCGAUUUUUUAAAAAUUUUCUUUAAGAAUGUCUUUACCUUCUCACAUAUUCUGGAAAAGUCCAAGAAGAGUGAUCUAUACUUCCCCGAUUGUACUAGAGUUAACUUUAUUAUGUGAUAAAAUAUCAGAAGCACAACCAGAAAUUUAAGCUAUUUGCUUAAUGCUCUUGGAUUCUGUACUGAUAAUUUUCUUGAAGUGUCUAAAUUAGUGUUCUUGACCCAGAACAAGGGUUAAUAGCGAUAUUGGAAAUGUGCUUUAAAACCAUUUAACUUAAACUGAAGUAAGUCUGGAAAACCACAAGUCCUUUCCGCAUAAAGGAUCUAUUAUCCUCCCCUUUUCCCUUAACUUUUUCUCAGUUUCCAUCCUUUGGGUUUCUUUAGGUUGGUGUGUUUUACAGUGCUGGGAACUGAAUGCAGGGCCUUGCACACGAUAGGGAAACACUCUGCAACUGGGUUGCUUCCCAGCCCUUUUUGUGGUCACCUUAUAACAUAAGCCUUUGGAUUCUGAGAAGCAUUCCUUAGUUGUAAGAGGUCUGUGCAUUGAAGGAAGCUUGCCAUUAUCUCUAAUUGUACAAGCAAAUAAUUUAGUAUUUCAUCAGGAUGCCAACUUUCUCCAGAAGAAUGUCAUAUAUUUUGAUUUUUAACUUUUUGGUCCCAGAAUUGUAUUUUGGGGCUGUCACCAAGUUGUUAAUGGGGCCAUCUUUUUGUCUUUUUUUUCCCCCUUUAUUUUUUGGCAGACAAUAUAACUCCUAAGGUUUAGGUAUAAUCUGGUUUUAAAAACUUGAUUGAAACCACUGUUUUUUUGACUCAGCAGGCAGCCUAGACCCUGGCUGAAUAAAGGGGUAAGUCCUUCCUUGCAUGAUGGUGUGCAGGUUUUCCUGACUACCAAGUUUCUAAUGUUCAUAUGUGAAUUCACGUGUGUGGCUUCACCACCAUAACUUGUGUCUCCUAAAUACUCUAACUAACUUGUUAGGAAGGGAAGAAACCAGAUUUGCUUAAAUCUGUUCAAGGCUGACAUUCUGAAAUUUUAAACUGGACAUAACAAUAUUUAUAAUAAUCGUGCAGGUCUAAUAUAGCUCUUUGUGAAAAGUUAUAAACAUAGCUUUUUUAAAAAAACUUAAAUGUAUUCAAGUGAACCUUUGUUUUUCUUUGUUGGAAAGAACUCGAUUAUACCAAAAGGUACGACUGUCCAUUACUUGGAGUAAGGCUACUUCCACCUCAUAAUGGGCCCUUCCUGUCUACCUUUUAGGUUGAGAAUGUCAGUCGUGAGCUUAGGGUUUAAGCGAUCAUCACUUGCAUGAUUAGUCUUGUGUAUCCUGAUAGCUUUGCUUUUCUGUGCCAGUUCAAAGUAACAUUUUUGCUAAGAACACUUAAAAUUAACUGACAUCAGUUUUGUUUUGGUUACCUGGUUGUGUGUAGUAUUUCUGGGACCAAAAAUUCUUUUAAACUACUGAGCUAUUAAAAUACAGACGCUCAGUCUGAAGCCAGAGAGCGCCUUUGUGUUCAGCCCUGUCAUAGCUGGUAGGCAGGUUCUUUUGCACACUUUCCUCUCUGACUGUAGCAUGUGAUGUGUUUGAAAUACUUUUCUGCUUCCUGAUUCAAGUGUCAACACUAUAAGUAGACUGGAGCUGUGUUACAUAUUUUAGCUACUCAGUCUAAUAAAGUAUACAGGUCCUCUUUCUGGUACCUUCUGAACUAAGCUUACGUGCAAAGGGCAUGUUAGUCACAUUUCAUGUCUUUGAACAUAUAUGGUGUUGUGAAACAUUCGUCUACACUAGAGAAAUGCAGUGUUCCGACCCUAGACUAUUUGAGCAACAAUUCAGUCUGUUCUCAGCCAUUGAACAUUUUGGCACAACUCGUCACUCCGUUUGUUAUUUUCUUGAGCAAAGUCCAUUUUGUUGUUAUACUUACAGCACAUGUUCUGGUCAUAAAACCAAACAGUUGUUAAGAGUUGUAAUACAAUGACGGUAACUUUACAAAGUAGUCAUUUGCUGCGAGGACUUUACUUAGCCGAAUCACUGCUCACUGUAACCCUUACAGAGCUUUUAGCUUACUCUGUGACCCUUGCUAGGAGUGUGGUACCUUGAAGCACUUGUUAAUCAGUUACCCCUCCUGCUUCCUGCACCUGUGAAACACAGUACUUGCUAGGUGUUUGAAGAUUUUACCAUCCAUGAGCUGGGGCUAAUUGUGUUAUUUGUAAAAUAAGUAUUUAGUUUAAAAACAGUUUUCUUGGCUUAGUGGCAUCCAAGCCCCUAUGCAAGAUAGAAUCUUGGUUAUCUCCCUUCAGAUUAGAGGAGAUGUAGUAUUUAGAACCCUGAGAUAUUAUGUUUGUGUUCCUGAAGCUAUCUUGCUCGUGUUCAAGUUACUAAUUGUCUAAAUGUAAGUUUUCAAUAAACGUAUUUCUGUAGA